UGCAGCAUUUGAAAAUACUGACAUCCUCCUGCGAUCGCAGCAGGCCCAUUAAAAUAAUUUAAUUUAAGUCGAAACUAGGCGAAUCGCAAGAUUUGAAAAUAUGUACAACGACGAGGUGCGAACGCCGCAAGCCCUCAAGAAUCGAUAUUUCACUAAUCUCAGCGGACUGAAGUGCCGGGCGCGCAGAAAUAGCCACUCAAACAGCAACAAUUCGACGGCGUCGGCGGCAACGCCAACGAAUGGCGGCGGCAAGGAAAAUGAAAAACGCAGCCCCCUAAUGCCGGGCAGUGGAAAUGGAAAUGGAGGUGGAAAUGUGUGCACCCCGCCCCCAAAGAGGCUGCACAAGGUGCGCAAUCCCUUCGAGGUCGCGAUGGCGGAUCGCUUGCACCUGCCGACGAUUGCCAGUCCGUCGCUUUUCCGCUCGCGUACGCCCCAACUUUCGUCCACGCAAUUCGAGUGGAACAUUGACGAAGUCUCGCAGCUGAAACCCGCCGAGUUGGAGCCGCACGAAACGCAGUUUCACGACUCCCCCGAUCCCGAGCAGGAAUCCCGGGCCCAGCUGGCCAUCAGUGCCUUCUUCAAGGAGUCGCACAUUGUGCCCAGUCCCGUGGACUGUCCGCUGCGGAAGCAGCGCAUCAUAAUCAACCACAACGAGGACAAUACGCCCAUAUCGAAUAAGUCGCGGCGCAAACGGGACUGCGAGGUGCAGACGGAACUCACGCUGCCGCCGAUUUUGCCCAAGGCUUUGGAGGAUGCACUGCGUCCCUACUUCCAGCCCCAUCUGGCCGCCCGCCUGUCCGGCCGGAGCAAAUCGAGCGGCGGCCACGACAUCUUCAACAGCUCCAUGCGCCGGAAACUGUUCGAUCUGCACAACGUCAUCGUCUUGGGCGACCAGGAGCACGGCGAGCAGUCAUCGCCCAUCGCGGGCUCCAGUCCGCAGGGCAAGCAGACCAUGUUCGCGGGCAGGCUAUCGGAUUCGGCCUCCGGCGAGGGCAGUUUCGGCUGCCUUUCGCCCAUUAGAAACCUAUGCGGUCUGCCGCCAGGAACGCCCGACGAUGGCAACUGCUCGGGGAAGCGGAAACUGCUGAUGCAGGAGCUGGGACUGCCGUCGCCCAUUGCUCCGUCCGAGCAUCUCAGCCGGCGACUGGUGUACUCCAAGGCGGAGGUCAGCGUCACAGCAGAGCACCAGGACACGUUGUCGGAGCGCACGGCCCUGCAGUUCACGCCGGACCGGAGCUCCUCGCCGAUGGGCGCCUUGGAGCACUCGGAUUGCAGCAUUAAUCAGCGGGUCAGGCGACUGCGGGUGAACAGCACACGACAGGUGGCGAUUGAGGCCGCGGACCAGCCACUGUUUGAGGAAACCGAAGAGGAUGAUGAGGAGGAGGAGGAGGGCGCUGAAUCGGAGGUGGACGAGGAGACGGAGGCGGAAGCGGAGGGCGAGGCCAUGCAACUGUCCACCCUGAGUUUCAAUUGCAGCUCGUCCAAUUCGGACACUCCGCGUGGCCACAGACGACAUCGUUCCGCCCAACGCAAGAAUCUCUCGCAGUCGUUCAGUGCCAAUUUGGAGGAGGAUCCGGAUCAGGAUCAGGAUCAGUCUGCGGCUGCAGGAGCAAUGCAGCCAGCGGGGCUACCCCAGAAUGCAUUGCCACAGCAAGGACCCAGGAUUCCGCUCUAUCGCACGGACAGUGGCUUCAACGAGACCUCGAGCACCUCGACCUUCGCCUUCUCGCAGGACUUGCCAUUGGAUGUGUCCAUGGCCUGCUGCUCCACACCCUCCACCCGCUCUUGACCCCUGCACUCUGCACUCCGCACUCCUAGUUCGUAGGCUAUUUAAUGCAAUAAGUGCUUUUAUCAGGCUAAAGAGAGGAAGACUCGUGACUCGUGUUCCAACUGCAAUGUAAACCCACCGCAUAUAUAUUUUGUAUUCGUGUUCUGUGUGUUCUUAGUAAAAUUGCCAAAUAGUCAAGUAAGCUGCGCGUUUCUGUCAUUCAUUAACUUAAUUCAUUGUCAUUGUCAUUGUUUUGUUUAGUGAGUUCAAUAAAUAAUUCUUUCGAUGCCAUAUUACGUGUAAUAAA
Messenger RNA from Drosophila elegans, 2075 nucleotides. RefSeq names its product protein aurora borealis (gene bora). Gene Ontology annotation, biological process: regulation of mitotic nuclear division; activation of protein kinase activity; regulation of mitotic spindle organization. Lineage: Eukaryota; Metazoa; Arthropoda; Insecta; Diptera; Drosophilidae. The transcript has 2 exons. The record is from RefSeq and is a predicted model, not a curated record. Gene Ontology annotation, cellular component: cytoplasm; nucleus. Gene Ontology annotation, molecular function: protein kinase binding. The coding region runs from base 101 to 1789 and encodes 562 amino acids.